Molecule: messenger RNA, 3651 nt
Organism: Jaculus jaculus (lesser Egyptian jerboa)
Lineage: Eukaryota; Metazoa; Chordata; Mammalia; Rodentia; Dipodidae
Gene: Ndst2
Product: N-deacetylase and N-sulfotransferase 2
Exons: 15
Coding region: 502-3153 (883 amino acids)
Cellular component (GO): Golgi apparatus
Molecular function (GO): deacetylase activity; heparan sulfate N-sulfotransferase activity
Source: RefSeq, a predicted model, not a curated record
GCCUCGACAGCACGGGAGCCCGGCAGCCCCGGGACGCGGCGGCCGAGCCCGGGGACCGCGAGGACGCCGCCCACUCGGCCGGGUAUGAAGCUAAAAUGCAGCGGUUAACAGUACCGUGCUCUGGAACCUGACAGGCCUGACCUUUGAAUCCCAGUUCCUCCACCGCCUGAGCUGUGUGAUCCUGGGCAAAUCUACAAACCUGCCUGACUUCUGAUGUGAAUAGCUCCACCUGAGCUGAGGGAGCUAGAUUUUCAGCCUGAAGCAUGGGCCAGGAGGCCAUGGUGACCUGAGACCAGUGGACUCUGUCCAGUUACUCCUUGCUGUCUUUCUGCCCCAUGUACCGCCUAAGAGGAUUUGCAUCCAUCUCUUCAGGGAACUGACCCUGAGGGAAUCCAUUCCCCUAUUGUCCUAUUUUUCUGUCCUCCCCAAAUAGUUCCACCCUACAGAACUCCUGUCUCCCAUCCCCCGAGGUGGUCCCCAUCCCUCCCUCAUCCCCCCGCCAUGCUCCAGCUGUGGAAGGUGGUACGCCCAGCUCGGCAGCUGGAACUGCAUCGCCUCAUACUGCUGCUGAUUGCUUUCAGCCUGGGCUCCAUGGGCUUCCUGGCUUACUACGUGUCUACCAACCCCAAGGCCAAGGAACCUCUGCCUCUGCCCUUGGGAGACUGCAGUAGCAGUGGGGCAGCUGGCCCUGGCCCUGCGCGGCCUCCAGUCCCACCUCGGCCUCCUAGGCCUCCAGAAACAGCUCGAACCGAACCCGUGGUCCUUGUAUUUGUGGAAAGUGCAUAUUCUCAGCUGGGGCAGGAGAUUGUGGCCAUCUUGGAGUCUAGUCGCUUUCGUUACAGCACUGAGCUGGCACCUGGUCGAGGGGAUAUGCCCACGCUGACUGAUCAUACCCGUGGCCGCUAUGUCUUGGUUAUUUAUGAGAACCUUCUCAAGUAUGUUAACUUGGAUGCCUGGAGUCGGGAACUGCUAGACCGGUACUGUGUGGAGUAUGGCGUGGGCAUCAUUGGCUUUUUCCGAGCCCAUGAGCACAGCCUUCUCAGUGCCCAACUUAAGGGCUUUCCCCUGUUUCUACACUCAAAUUUGGGGCUCCGGGACUACCAAGUGAAUCCUUCUGCCCCCCUACUGCAUCUCACGCGCCCCAGCCGCUUGGAGCCAGGGCCACUGCCUGGUGAGGACUGGACCAUCUUCCAAUCCAAUCACAGUACAUAUGAACCAGUGCUUCUUGCCAGCCUUCGGCCAGCUGAGCCCCCACUACCAGGACCAGUGCUGCGUCGGGCCCGGCUUCCCACUGUCGUGCAGGAUCUAGGGCUUCAUGAUGGCAUCCAGCGGGUGCUCUUUGGCCACAGCCUUUCUUUUUGGCUCCACAAACUUGUUUUUGUUGAUGCUGUUGCAUACCUCACUGGCAAGCGCCUCUGCCUGGACCUUGACCGCUACAUCUUAGUAGACAUUGAUGACAUCUUUGUGGGCAAAGAAGGUACUCGCAUGAAGGUAGCUGAUGUUGAGGCUCUGUUGACCACCCAGAACAAACUCAGGACUAUAGUCCCCAACUUUACCUUCAACCUGGGCUUCUCGGGCAAAUUCUACCAUACUGGGACAGAGGAGGAGGAUGAGGGGGAUGACAUGCUCCUGAGGCACCGCAGAGAGUUCUGGUGGUUUCCCCACAUGUGGAGCCACAUGCAGCCACACCUGUUUCACAAUCGUUCUGUGCUCGCUGACCAGAUGAGGCUCAACAAACAGUUUGCUUUGGAGCAUGGGAUUCCCACGGAUCUGGGGUAUGCUGUGGCCCCCCACCACUCGGGUGUGUACCCCAUCCACACGCAGCUCUAUGAGGCCUGGAAAUCUGUGUGGGGCAUCCAGGUGACCAGCACUGAAGAGUACCCGCAUCUCCGCCCUGCCCGCUACCGCCGUGGCUUCAUUCACGAUGGCAUCAUGGUGCUCCCCCGUCAGACAUGUGGCCUGUUCACGCAUACAAUCUUCUACAAUGAGUAUCCUGGAGGUUCUCGUGAACUAGACCGGAGCAUCCGAGGUGGAGAGCUCUUUUUGACAGUGCUGCUUAAUCCGAUCAGCAUCUUUAUGACUCACCUGUCCAACUAUGGAAAUGACCGGCUGGGCCUGUACACCUUCGAGAGCCUGGUGCGCUUUCUCCAGUGCUGGACGCGGCUGCGUCUACAGACUCUUCCACCUGUCCCUCUUGCACAAAAGUACUUUGAACUUUUCCCUCAAGAGCGAAGCCCACUAUGGCAGAAUCCCUGUGAUGACAAGAGGCACAAAGAUAUCUGGUCCAAGGAGAAAACCUGUGAUCGACUCCCUAAGUUCCUCAUUGUGGGUCCCCAGAAGACAGGCACCACAGCUGUUCAUUUCUUCCUGAGCCUGCACCCAGCUGUGACUAGCAGUUUUCCUAGCCCCAGCACCUUUGAGGAGAUUCAGUUCUUCAAUGGCCCUAAUUACCACAAGGGUAUUGAUUGGUACAUGGACUUCUUCCCUGUCCCUUCCAAUGCCAGCACUGACUUCUUGUUUGAAAAAAGUGCUACCUACUUCGACUCAGAGGUUGUACCACGGAGGGGUGCUGCCCUCCUGCCACGAGCCAAGAUCAUCACUGUGCUCACCAACCCUGCUGACAGGGCCUACUCCUGGUAUCAGCAUCAGCGAGCACAUGGAGACCCAGCUGCUCUGAAUUAUACCUUCUACCAGGUGAUUUCAGCUUCCUCUCAGGCCCCUCUGGUACUACGCUCCCUCCAGAACCGCUGUCUGGUCCCUGGUUACUAUUCUACCCAUCUACAACGUUGGCUGACUUACUAUCCCUCUGGACAGUUGCUGAUUGUGGAUGGGCAGGAGCUGCGUAUCAACCCUGCAGCCUCAAUGGAGAGCAUCCAGAAGUUCCUGGGUAUCACACCCUUUCUGAACUACACACGGACCCUCAGGUUUGAUGAAGAUAAAGGAUUUUGGUGCCAGGGACUUGAAAGUGGUAAAACUCGCUGUCUAGGGAAGAGCAAAGGCCGGAGGUACCCAGACAUGGACACAGAGUCGCGCCUUUACCUUACGGACUUUUUCCGGAACCAUAAUUUGGAACUAUCAAAGCUGCUAAACCGACUUGGCCAACCUAUCCCCUCAUGGCUUCGGGAAGAACUGCAGCAUUCCAGUGUGGGCUGAUGUCCCAGCCUUCCUCUACCAGCAAAAAAAGCCUGCAGCUUCCCUGAGGGGCAAGCUUAGAGCUGGGUCCACAAGGGGGAUUUGCUUGGUCUGGCCCUCCCCUUCUACCUCAGUGGCCCUCAGGACUGAGAUGGCUGAGAAGGGAAGGGCAUCCCUUUCCCAAUAGCUCUGGGGCUAAUUAAGGGGUGUCCUUUACUACCCCAUACCAUGGUACUAAGUACCUUUGAUCCAUGAACCUGGGAGGUGGGAAGGAGAAGGUCCAGGCAGGGUGUAGAGGAAUGUAUUAAGUCAAUGAUUUCCCUCUUCAUCCCCAGCAGUGUAUCUGUCUACACCUGGCUAUGGGAGGGACCCUUGCUGUGGCAGUGGGAACUACCUGUGGCCCGGCCUCCCUAAUGUCGUUCACAUUGAAUGGGGACGAGGUCGGACAGUGGCUCAGAGAGCUGAGUAUGAGCCCUAACUGUGGGCUACAGAUAACCUGAAUAAACACCCUUAUUUUUC